Molecule: messenger RNA, 2638 nt
Organism: Cimex lectularius (bed bug)
Lineage: Eukaryota; Metazoa; Arthropoda; Insecta; Hemiptera; Cimicidae
Gene: fand
Product: pre-mRNA-splicing factor SYF1
Exons: 16
Coding region: 1-2592 (863 amino acids)
Biological process (GO): generation of catalytic spliceosome for first transesterification step; mRNA splicing, via spliceosome
Cellular component (GO): Prp19 complex; post-mRNA release spliceosomal complex; U2-type catalytic step 2 spliceosome
Molecular function (GO): protein binding
Source: RefSeq, a predicted model, not a curated record
AUGCCGAUUUUAGAAGAAAAGAGAUUGAAAAUAAUAUUUACUGAAGAUGAUCUACCAUAUGAAGAGGAAAUUUUACGAAAUCCAUAUUCAAUAAAACACUGGCUAAGGUAUAUUGAGUUUAAAAAAGAUGCACCUAAGCAUGGUGUGAACAUAAUUUAUGAAAGAGCUUUGAAAGAACUCCCAGGAAGCUAUAAAUUAUGGUACAAUUAUUUAAAAUUGAGGAAAAAGCAGAUUAAAGGACGUUGCAUCACUGACCCUUGUUAUGAACAUCUCAACAACACGUUUGAAAGGGCUUUAGUUUAUAUGAAUAAGAUGCCAAGAAUUUGGAUGGACUAUUGCCAGUUUAUGGUCGACCAGUGUAAAAUUACAAGAACACGGAUUGUGUUCGACCGUGCGCUUAGGUCACUCCCAAUAACACAACACAGGAGGAUAUGGCCUAUUUACAUCAAAUUUUUAAAAAAGUACAACAUUCCCGAGACAGCUGUGAGGGUCUUCCGGAGAUAUCUGAAACUGUGCCCAGAGGAUGCGGAAGAAUAUAUAGAUUAUCUAAUAAGUGUUGGCAGGCUUGAUGAGGCAUCGGUGAGACUUGCUGACAUUGUCAAUAGCGAUGAAUUUGUUUCUAAGCAUGGGAAAUCAAACCACCAACUUUGGACUGAACUUUGUGAACUUAUUUCUAAAAAUCCUCAAGAUAUGAAAACAUUAAACGUAGAUGCAAUUAUAAGAAGUGGACUUAAAAAAUACACAGACCAGCUUGGUAGACUAUGGAAUUCUUUAGCUGAUUACUAUAUCAGGAGUGGUUUAUUUGAAAAGGCACGUGAUAUUUAUGAAGAAGCUAUUCAGACAGUUACAACUGUUCGGGACUUCACCCAGGUGUUUGAUGCUUAUGCUCAAUUUGAAGAGCUUUCACUUAGUAAAAAAAUGGAAGAAGUUUCUGAAAAAUUAGCCCCUUCAGAGGAUGAUGACAUUGAAAUUGAGUUAAGGAUGGCAAGGUUUGAAGACUUGAUAGAAAGGCGGCUGCUUCUUCUCAACUCAGUCCUCUUGAGGCAAAAUCCACACAAUGUACACGAGUGGCUGAAAAGAGUUCAACUUUUCGAAGGGAAACCCCAUGAUAUUAUAAACACAUACACUGAAGCCGUUCAGACAGUAGAUCCAAAACAAGCUGUCGGGAAGCCGCACACUCUGUGGGUAGCAUUUGCAAAAUUUUACGAAGAAAAUGGCCAAAUCGAAGAUUCCAGGAUCGUGAUGGAGAAAGGGACACAAGUCGCUUAUACAAAAGUUGAUGAUUUGGCAUCUGUCUGGUGUGAAUGGGCUGAAAUGGAAAUAAGAAACGACAAUUAUGAAGAAGCUUUAAAGUUACUCCAACGAGCCACAGUUAUGCCUUCUAGAAAAGUUGACUACCACGAUGAAACAGAAACUGUCCAGAUGAGGCUUUAUAAAUCUCUAAAACUAUGGUCUAUGUAUGCCGAUUUAGAAGAAAGCUUUGGCACUUUUAAGUCUUGCAAAGCGGUAUAUGAUAGAAUAAUAGAUUUGAAGAUUGCAACACCACAAAUCAUUAUCAAUUAUGGUAUAUUUCUAGAGGAGCAAAAUUACUUCGAAGAAGCAUUUAGGGCAUAUGAAAAAGGAAUUGCUUUGUUCAAGUGGCCGAAUGUGUACGAUAUUUGGAACACAUACCUUACAAAGUUUCUUGCAAGGUAUGGAGGGAGCAAAUUGGAAAGAACGAGGGAUCUUUUUGAGCAAUGUCUUGAAAACUGUCCUCCUAAAUUUGCCAAAGCUCUGUUCCUUUUAUAUGCGAAACUGGAAGAGGAACAUGGUUUGGCAAGGCAUGCAAUGGCUGUUUACGAAAGGGCCACAUCAGCUGUCCUCCCCGAAGAAAUGUUUGAGGUUUUUAACAUUUACAUUAAAAAAGCAGCUGAAAUAUAUGGUAUACCUAAGACAAGGCAGAUUUAUGAAAAGGCUAUUGAAGUGCUCACUGAACAAAAUGCUAGAGAGAUGUGCCUCAGAUUUGCAGAAAUGGAAACAAAAUUAGGUGAAAUAGACAGGGCAAGAGCCAUUUAUGCUCACUGCAGUCAGAUGUGUGACCCUAGGGUUACAAGUGGUUUCUGGCAGACCUGGAAGGAUUUCGAAGUGCGACAUGGCAAUGAAGACACAAUGAGGGAGAUGCUGAGGAUAAAACGAAGUGUCCAAGCAACAUACAACACACAAGUCAACAUGAUGUCAGCCCAGAUGCUGUCUGCUGCUAGCAAUAUGUCAGGGACAGUAUCAGACCUCGCACCAGGCGCGAAAGAUGACAUGAGGCUUUUAGAGGCCAAGGCCGCAGAAAUGGCCGAGGGCAGAGGCCAACCGUCAAAUCUCAGCUCAGGAAUCAUGUUUGUCCGAGGUGAAACCCAAGUACAAACUAAAGGAGGUAUUGCGCUUCAAAAUGAAAAGAAAACCAACCCCGAGGAAGUGGACAUUUCUUCCGCUCUCGAAUCAAGUGAUGAGGAAGGCGCUAACGAAGACGAUAGAGGAGAUGAUGAUCUUCCUAUUCAAAAGCAAAUCAUCCCUGAUGAAGUUUUUGGAAGCUUGAAACCUAAAGAUGAAGACAGUGAUUAAUAUUAAUUUUCAUGUAAUUUUAAUAAAUGGUAUUUAAUUUUUUAAA